Saprolegnia diclina VS20 is the source of this 1297-nucleotide messenger RNA. RefSeq lists its product as hypothetical. NCBI's taxonomy places the organism in Eukaryota, Oomycota, Saprolegniomycetes, Saprolegniales, Saprolegniaceae. The record is from RefSeq and is a predicted model, not a curated record. Gene Ontology annotation, cellular component: nucleus. Gene Ontology annotation, biological process: double-strand break repair via single-strand annealing; mitotic recombination; double-strand break repair via homologous recombination. The coding region runs from base 53 to 1183 and encodes 376 amino acids. The transcript is spliced from 5 exons.
GCUAUUUGGACCGAGACAUCAAUUUGGAAAAUCGCUCGCAGCAGGAAGAGCCAUGGCGACAGGAAAGCGAAGCGACUGCCUCUUCGGGACGUUAGCCUUUACGAGCGACGAGCAGCAGCGCACAGAUGCGUACCUACGCCAAAAGCUCAACCCGGACGUGCUCUCUCGGCGGCCUGGGCCUGGCGGCCGGCGCCUCACGUACCUCGAGAGCUGCAAGGCGAUCGAGAUCGCAAAUGAAGCGUUUGGCUUUAACGGUUGGAGCUGCCGCAUCGUCGACUGCAACCUCGAAUACAAGGACAAGGACAGCAACGGCCGCUGGAGCGUCGGGUACAGCGCAGUCGUGCGCAUUGAGCUCAAGGACGGGUCUACGCACGAAGACGUUGGAUUUGGAACGAGCGAUGGCAUGAAGGAGCUAGGUGCUGCCUUGGAGCAAUCCAAAAAGGCUAGCAUUUCGGAUGCUCGGAAGCGGGCGCUGCGUCUCUUUGGCGAGUAUCUUGGCAACUCGUGCUAUGAUAAAGAGCACAUCAAGGACGUUGCGGCAAACAGGGCUAACAACGUACCGCUGCAGUCCCCGACGUCGAUCAAGCUCGAAAACGGGACUACAUCCAACGCUAUUGCAGUCGAGCCCAACGCCCAACGAGUGCUGCCGCCAGCGUCAAGUACCUCUCGCGCCGUCAAUGGCUCCAAGGCGCAGACAGCUGUACAACGCAAGCCGGAAGGUCCACCGGGUGUGUCAAACCAGACUUCUGGUAUCGUGCAGUACCAACCCGCAGCGGUGUCUCGACCGCCGCAGUACAACCAGGCAAAUCAGUUCAACCCUCCGCCACCGAUGAACCGCGGACCUCAGGGUCCCCCGAAUGUAAAGCAAGAGCCGUCGUUUGCACCGAAACACAACAACUCGUACGCGCCGCGCCCGGCGUCGACUGUCACCGCCGCACCUGUCACUCUUGUGGACCACGGCAAGCGCCCGCUACCUCAGCAACAGGCUUUUCCGCGUCCGAUGACCAACAUGUCGCCCUCCUUGGUCAAUGCGUCGCCGUCUCUCGGUUUUGACCGAAAGAGCGCACCCGUGUGCAUGUACCCAGGCGACCCUGGCGUUGACCUCGACGACCUACGCUACUCGCAAUUUGAAUUUGACGCCAACGAAACCAACGAAAGCAACAGCAAGAAGCACAAGUCGUAAUGGAUCAAUUAAGGCACGAUGCCGUUCGUGAGUUUCUGGAACUUGUCGUAGCGCUUCGUCCACUUGUUCUUGUAGCUGAGCUUGACGAGCUUCAGCGCAUGCUUGACGGUUGCA